This is a messenger RNA of Calliphora vicina (urban bluebottle blowfly), 2259 nucleotides long. It is a transcript of the gene JhI-21, whose product is annotated as Juvenile hormone Inducible-21. The transcript has 7 exons. The coding region runs from base 135 to 1685 and encodes 516 amino acids. The record is from RefSeq and is a predicted model, not a curated record. Gene Ontology annotation, cellular component: membrane. Gene Ontology annotation, molecular function: L-amino acid transmembrane transporter activity. Lineage: Eukaryota; Metazoa; Arthropoda; Insecta; Diptera; Calliphoridae. Gene Ontology annotation, biological process: amino acid transmembrane transport.
UUAAGAACUAUUGUGUAAACAUUAAAUUUAAAUGUUAAAAAGUGUAAUUUAAAUCAGAGUUUAAUUUAAUUAUCAUCAACAUCAUCAGUAUCAGUCAGUAUUAUUGUAAUAAGUUGAAAUAACAAUAAACAAUUAUGUCCGAACGUUAUGGUAACAAUGUUACCACAAAUUUAGUCGAAUUAACAGAUCGUAGUAAAACAGCAGCAACAAAUGACAAUGUCAAUGGUGCAACAGAUUUGGCGACUGAGGAGAAUGCACCGCUGGAGGGAGCCGAUGGUAAAAUCGUACUUAAACGCAAAUUAACAUUAAUGAAUGGUGUUGCAAUUAUUGUUGGCACCAUUAUCGGUUCAGGUAUCUUUAUAGCGCCAACUGGAGUUUUCCAAAAUACAGAAUCAGUUGGCAGUUCACUUCUAAUUUGGGCAGCGUGUGGUAUUCUGUCAACAAUUGGUGCUUUAUGUUAUGCCGAAUUGGGUACCAGUAUCACGCGUUCUGGUGGUGAUUAUGCCUAUUUGUUAGUGGCAUUUGGUCCUCUUGUAGGAUUUUUACGAUUAUGGAUUGCCUUGUUGAUUAUAAGGCCAACCACACAGACAAUUGUCGCCUUAACGUUUGCACAGUAUGCGGCGAAACCAUUUUUCGAAGAUUGCAAUCCACCAGAUAAUGCCGCAAAAUUAUUGGCUGCAGUUUGUUUAUGUCUCCUAACUGCCAUUAAUUGUUUGUCGGUGAAAUGGUCUAUGAAAGUACAAGAUAUUUUUACCGCUGGAAAACUUUUAGCUCUAGUAAUGAUCAUUUUAGCUGGUAUCUAUCAAAUAUGUACGGGUCACACGGAAAAUUUCGAAAAUAUCUGGGAGGGCAAGUAUGGCAUUGAAAAUAUUGGUUUUGCCUUCUAUUCGGGACUGUUUGCCUUUGGCGGUUGGAAUUAUUUGAAUUUUGUUACCGAAGAAUUGCAGGAUCCAUACAAAAAUCUACCUCGUGCUAUCUGGAUUGCCAUGCCUCUAGUGACGGGUAUUUAUGUUCUCGUAAAUUUGGCCUAUUUUGUUGUGGUCUCUAAGACUGAAAUGUUAAGUUCCUUGGCGGUGGCGGUAACAUUUGGCAAUCGCAUGUUUGGUUCCAUGUCAUUUAUGGUACCAAUUUUUGUGGCCUUGAGUACAUUUGGAGGUGUAAAUGGUGUAUUGUUUACAUCGGCUCGACUAUUUGCCACCGGAGCCCAAGAGGGUCAUUUGCCAAAAUUCUUUCAACUGUUUCAUGUCAAACAACAAACUCCCAUACCAUCAUUGAUAUUUUCGUGUCUGAUGUCUAUAUUGAUGUUAUUAUCGGCAGAUGUUUAUGCCUUAAUUAACUAUUUCAGUUCCAUUUUAUGGCUUUCAGUGGUAGCCAGUAUAGCUGGCAUGUUGUGGUUAAGGAAAAAGCGGCCCGAUAUACCCCGUCCAAUACGUGUUCAUACCGCAUUGCCGGUAAUUUUCAUAAUUUGUUGCAUUGUCUUGGUGCUAAUGCCAAGUUUAACUCAACCUAUGAAUCUGUUGAUUGGUAUUGCCAUUACUUUAGCUGGUGUGCCUUUCUAUUAUCUUUGCAUCGCUUGGAAGGAUAAACCACAAUGUUAUGGACGCUUUUCUUAUGCUAUAGUAAAUUUAUGCCGUGCACUCUUCAAUACUACAAUAAUAGAAGCAAAUAAGGACAUGCAAAAUUAAUCACCACAAAAAAUAGGUUACGGCAGGACCAAUUAAAGUAAAACAGACAAAACAACAAAACUCUCAAAGUCGCGUGUGUUUGACCCCCCUCUCAUUAAACAUCUCAACGAAAAUACUACAAAAUCUAAUUGAUUUUUUAGAGUUGAUAUUGUGACUUUAUUUAUUUGAUGUAUCUAUCACAAGUAUUUUGAAUACCAAUAUUUAAAAUUUCAUUAAUAUGUAGUCCAUAAGUGUCGUGUCCCUCGCUUGAUUUGAUAUUAUUUUGUAUUUUUUGUACUUAAAUUUAAGUUGAAAUGAAAAGUUUUUUUGUUGCCUUUGAAUCUACCACGAUUGUAUUUAAUAUAAACAUUUAAUGUUGUACGCUUCACUUUAAGACCCAUUAAGAUACUCUUUAGUACAAUUUCUAAUUUAAUACACAGUAAUUUAUUAUUAUUAUUAAGAUUCAAAAUCGUAUGCAUGUGGAUUGAUGAUUGUAAUUUAUUAAAGAUGCUUGCAUUUAAAAUAACGACCAAUUUAGGGAAACAUUUUCAUAAUAAAUCAAUAAAUAUUUUUAAAAAUUAUAAACAAAACACAA